This is a messenger RNA of Centrocercus urophasianus (Greater sage-grouse), 6585 nucleotides long. It is a transcript of the gene CEP85L, whose product is annotated as centrosomal protein 85 like. The coding region runs from base 20 to 2383 and encodes 787 amino acids. The transcript has 13 exons. The record is from RefSeq and is a predicted model, not a curated record. Gene Ontology annotation, cellular component: centrosome. NCBI's taxonomy places the organism in Eukaryota, Metazoa, Chordata, Aves, Galliformes, Phasianidae.
GUUGCCGGAGCGCGGCACCAUGUGGGGAGGGCUGCAGCCUCAGCUCGGCGCCGGCCCUCGCGGCUACAGGGCGGGCUCAGACUAUUCCUCUGUGGGAUGGUUACCUGGUACUGAUUCCCUGUGGCAGCCCGCAACCAUUGCGUCAAGCAGUCAAAACAAUCCUGUCAGAAGACACAGUAUAGCUUCCGACAGCGGGGACACUGGGAUUGGUACCUCCUGUUCUGAUAGUGUGGAAGAUCAUUCAACUUCAAGUGGUACCUCCUCGUUUAAGCCCAGCCGAUCACUGGUUUCUAUUCCCACUGCCCAUGUGAUGCCGUCUAAUGCCAGCUCUUCACUUUCCAAACACAGGGAAGCUUUCAAGUCUGAUGGCUCUAAAUGGAGUACAAGCUUUGUACGGUCAGGAGGAGGCAGAAAUCCAGAUGCCCUAGACAAUUCUCUUGACAUGAAAACCGCAAGACCUGUAAGAAAAUGGUCCUCCUUGUCUAAGCUCAGCUCACCAAACACCUUCAGCCAGGAUGGCAGUAGUCAUUCCGUGGACUCCAGAGCUGGUACAGACAAAGCUGUGUCACCACCAUUAAGGACAAAUGGGCCAAACUGUUUGCAUGACAGCAUGGAGUUGCUAAAAAUUGAGGACAAGGAAAUAGGGAAAAAACGGUCUUCUCUACUGGACUGCAAGUACAAAUUUGAAACGUGCAACAAAGAUGAUUUUGUUUCAGAUUCCUCGAGUAGGAGACAUGCCUUAGACUUGAACUACAGUGCCUUACCCGAAAGCAAACCUGUGGCAGCCAGUUGUGAAGCUUUUGGACAGAGAUAUGCAACCUUGGGACAACAGGCUGUGAGUGGAGCUCCCAUACAGCCAGCAGUGAGGACUCAAAUGUGGCUUAAAGAACAGUUACGGGCAAAUCCCCUGGACUGCAGGACUGCAGAAGAGCCCUAUGGUGUAGCUGCAUGGCACCUACAGCAGCUUGAAGACUUCAGGCCGGGAAGUGAAGACCCUGUGCAGGUUCCGACUGGAACAUCUCGUCAGAGUUACCCAGCUACCACAUAUCAGGACUUCAGCAACUGGGAAUCUCUAAUGAAAAUUAAAGAGGGGCUGCUAAGACAGAAAGAGAUUGUGAUCGAUCGGCAAAAGCAGCAGAUUAACAAUUUACAUCAGAAAAUCAGAGAGAAUGAAUUACGAGCUCAACAUGCAAGACUGAGCCACCUUGUGAACUGCGAAGAACCAUACAUGACUAAUUUGCAGCAACCACAGUAUGAGAGUGCAUCACUGCAACCUCACGUUUCAGAAAGAUCAGCACCCCACCUUGAGGAGCUUGAGAGAAAGAUUGCAGUGGCUGAGAAUAAGGAGUUACAACUCAGUGAAUUUCUAAAGCAGAUUUCAAACAAAUCUAGCGAGGAGAAAAAGAAGAUGGAAGAAAAACUUAAAACUAGAGACCGCUAUAUUAACAGCCUGAAAAAGAAAUGCCAGAAGGAGUCAGAGCAAAACAAAGAAAAGCAGAGACGGAUUGAAACCUUAGAAAAAUACCUGGCUGACCUACCAACACUGGAUGAUAUAGAAGGUCAGACUAAACGGCUGCAAAUUCUAGAGGAGAAGAACAAGCAACUUCAAGAAACUAUGACUGAGUUGGAGAAGAAACUUGGAGAGGCUCGAUCUCAGUGUAGAGAGAGAGAAAUGCAACUGGUGUGUCAGAAGAAAAAAGAAAAAGAGCUGGUUACGACAGUGCAGAGCUUGCAGCAGAAAGUAGAAAAGUGCCUGGAAGAUGGUAUUCGCCUUCCAAUGUUGGACACAAAGCAGCUUCAGAAUGAGAAUGAAUGUCUCAAAGAAAAGAACGAGAAAGCCAGUAAGGUCAUAGACAAUCAACAAAAACAGAUAGAGGGACUCAUUUUAGAUAUCCAGUCUGUGCAAGAGAAGCUUUUGCAAGAAAAGAGGACAGUUCUGAAGAUGACAAAUGAACUUGAAGAAAAAGAAAAAAAUAUAGAAGAGUUAAAUAAAACCUUCUCUGAAAACCAAAGACUGACAGAAGAAAAUGCUUCUCUGAAAGAGCAGAUACGGCAGGUGGAACAGUCCCGACAACCAGUGUCUGAAAAAAUGCCUGUAGCAGACCAGUUGUUCAAGGAGAUGUCCCACUGCUUGUUUGAGUUGAAAGCUUUGUGCAGUAUUCUUACCCAGAGAGCUCAAGGCAAGGAACCUAACCUUUCUCUACUGCUGGGAAUCAGAUCACUGAGCUGCUCAGCUGAAGAGAAUGAAAAUUAUCACAGCACAGAGACUCUCUCGAAGAAGCUCUCAGACGUUUGUCAGUUACGAAAGGAUAUUGAUGAAUUAAGGACGAUAAUAUCAGACCGUUAUGCUCAGGACAUGGGGGACAAUUGCAUCACUCAAUGACAACAUUUCAUCCAGUAGCAAAUGACUUAUUAAAUGCUGCUGUGUCACAGGUCUUUGCAUUUCUAUUAAGGAGCCAUAUUAGAAGAUAGCAACCACUGCACAUGCCUCUCUGUGAGGAUCAUGCAUAUGUAAUCUUCGGAACUGGGUGGGGAAGGGAGAGACAUGGUUUGAACAGAGUGGUACAAACUUCAAGAAAUCUUUCUUUUCUCCAAACUACUGAACUUAAGAACAAGCUGUGAAGAAUUUUUCAGUUGGAUUCUGUUUCCUUCAUUGGGUUUCCUUUUAUUGCUUCAACUAGUUUCUGGAAUUGGAGCUUUGGAACAGCCGUGCUGCUACUACUCUCAGUCCUUUCCUCCUUCAAGGGUUUGUGUGGCAUUACCUGUGUCCUGAAGUCAGUGCAGAGAGUCAAAUGACCUUUGACUGUAUGUGGUGAAGUUGGGGGCUUCUGAAACUUCACUUAGCUGUAGGAACUGCAGUCGGAACAGUCUCAGAACGCUGCAAACAGUAAAUGCUUUUCAAGUUGCCUGAAGAAUUUGCUACAGGAAGUAUCUUGCUUUUAGGAAUGAAUGUUAGCUUGUUUGCUGAAGAAUGGAAGAAAACCAACUUUCAAUUCCUUUAUGCACAUGAAUCCCAUAAGAUUUAAGCAUUAUCAUAUUGCUUUGAGGAAUUUCAGUAACAUCAAGUCUGUGACAAGCCCAGAGAAAAUGGGAGGCAUGAAACUGCAGGGUAGUAUAUGGCUGUCCAAAAAGAAUAGACUGUAUUUUAGUGUUCAUACCAUAAUAUUUUUUGUUUAUGUCACCUCCAUUUCAAAAUGUGGCUUCUCUGUAUCUGUAUCCUUGGAGACCUCUGAUGAGGUUGUAAACAACCUCAACCAUUCUUUACUGCAGCUACAAAAUGAGUGUUAGGCAUUUGGCAAAGUCAGGGCUCAAAACAGAAUGUCUCCGCUUACCAGUAUUAAAUUCUCAGUUAUGCAAGGACUGCAAAAUUUUCCACGUUGUUUGGUUAUUCUUGAUCUCUCCUUUCUUGCAGGAAGAGGUUACCUUAAAAAUAAGAUCAUAUUCCAUAGUUUGUUCCAUGAGCAUCACUUGGCUGUGCUACUUCACUCCCGUGGGCAGAUAAAAUAUUAACACUUCCACUUUCCUGGAUCAGUAUUGAAAGUUAUCUGAACAGUUGUGUGUGGUGUAAGAUGGUAAUUAACUGCAGGUAACGAAAACGAAAAUAUAUGACCUUCGGUCAUACAUGUGAAUUAAAGUUUCAAGUGGCCAGUGUGCAAGUCAGUCUGCUGAUCUGUAUCAUGGAUAACAGCAGAAAUCACUUAGCAUAGAGGUUAGAAUUGUGUAAGUUCUAGGGUGACAUUUUUAUAGCAACAGUUUUCUGAUGACAUCUAUUUUAACAGAAGAAAAAAUGGUUAUAACAAUGUAGGCUGGAUUUACAAAUUUUAACUUGGUGUUUUGUUUUCUGUUCAUUGUUAUGCAGUUACUGUUAACGUGUUUAUAAUUUAGUGUUGAUUUUUUUUGUUGUUUUGGGUUUUUUUUCUUUGCUAUAAUGACUAAUUUAUUUGACGGUUUUCUCUAUCAUGAACCUACACAUGGACUAAUCUGUGAAAAAUUAUGUUGCAGUGUAUACUGUUGCUACACAGUAUUUUCAGAUAGAGAUUAAUCUGACUGGCCCAGCUCCGGUGGGCACUAAAACAUCCAGAUUAAAUCUCAAGAGAAAUUGCGUGGUAUCUCAGCUCGAAGGUUGAAGGAAAAAAAAAAAAGAAGGCCAUUUUAUUUUAAUUUGUUGAAUGCUGUUCUUUCAGUAGUUUUGAAAGUGUACUGUUACACUAGUGCAAAACUGAAAUCAAGGAUCUUUGCACUAAUUUUCCUGUGUCUCUUGAUGCAAAAGCAUUGGGUUUUUUUAUUAGGGACACACCUUGUUCCUUUGGUGUAGUGCAGUGGUUUUGGCCCUGCAGUGAAGGAACAGUCCCCAGUCUAUGACUUCUGUCUGCUAUCAGAAAUUCAGCAACAGCGUUUCUAGAAACAUUAUGUGACAGUGAGCACCAACAUAGCACACUGUUACUUCCUUAGAUGGAAAUGCUGUAGCUAUAGAAAUGACUGAGCAACACAUUUUUCUAAAUUUUGUGGAAAUAGAGCAUUUAAUAGAGAAUUAGCUAGCAACAGGAGAUGUUUGAAGUCUGUUUGUCCUGUUGUGUUGUUGCUUGACUGGUGUGGCUCCACUGUCUUACUUGCUGAAUGUACUGCAGAGUUGAGAUCAGUAAUUUAAUAUUUGCAAAGCACUUCAGGAGCUGUAAUGCUCUGUAAGUAUUAGUUGAAAGUCCCUCAGGAAGGAGGUCCCGUUGUAUUUGUAAUACUUUGUUUGCAAUGCUGUAAUCUUGCAUUUUAAUAUUUUUUUUUAGGGAACCCGUGAUAUUUAUGUUGACUUUAAGGCACUUGGUUGUUGUUUUGUUGUUGUUGUUUUGUUUUAAAUAUAUAUAUCAAUUGAGUUUACCUGCCUCGGUCAGAUUAAAAUAGGGCUGUAAAUGGUGGAUGGUUGAGCCAAAGAUGCAGGCUACCAACUGAAUAUCUAAACUGAUACUGUAUUUUGCUUUGGUUUCUUGAAAUUGGGCCUGUUGUAGUAGUAGCAGUUACUAUAUAUGCAUCACUUUAGAGAUGCCUCUAAAUGGAAUAAGCUUUGUCUAUGAUAUGCAUGACUGAUUAAUUGGUUAAAAUGUAGUGUGUGUGAAUCUCAUUCAGCAUAUUUAAUACACAGUUGAUUAAUGAAUGUUAACAUUGGAAUUGCUUGGAUUUAGUCAUGACAACUUUUUGCUGUGGCUGUUAGACAAUCUCAAGGGCUGAAAAAGAACUGCUAAUGAAUGGAUACUGUACUGUUCUGUUUGUCAGCAAAUUUGUACAGUAAUUUUUUGUAUAGUUUCAGAUUGAAUUUGUACAAUUCUUUUAGAAGGUAUUUACAGUAACUACUGUAUUCAAGAAUGUAUUUUGAAAAAAGACUUGGAAAGUCUUGGGACAGGCUAUAGAUGAUGCUGUUUAUUUGCUAUGUAGAAGUCAUGCAGCUCAACUGUGUAAACAUGAUUUAGGUUCCUAGCCCCAGUUCUGUCACUGUAGGGUGCGAUAAUUCUGUGAAAUUGCCGACACUGCUGCCACCACCCACCCAGACUUCAACAUUUGAAGCUGCUGGUGGCUCUGAGGUAAUGGCAGGAGCUGAAGUUUUGUCCUUUUCACUUCAAGAUGUUUCUUCCCUUCCUUUGCCCUCACUGCCUGCUUCUUGUAGCACAUGUUCUUCUGGCAAGGUAAGAGCACAAGGAAAGAAAGAAAAUCCUUCCUCUGUGACCCACUUCCCUAGCACUUGUUCCUUUCACUGGUGUUACGUAGGAGAUGCAGAUGUCAUUGGGCUCUUCCCAUUGGUGUAACGAGUUCUGUCAGGAGAGAGGAGAAGACCUGAAUUAAUCCACUUCUGUUGGCUCAAACCAGUCAGUGGUUAUUAGUGAAAGGGAUGAUUUAUUCUAGUAGCUCCUUAGCAAUAUUAAUUCCACAGCUGCAUACCUUUGUGCCUUUUUAUGCCUGAAGUUAAGUAGAAAUUCCCUUUGAACUUUAGAUGAGUUGUUAGAAUGCUGACGACUGCACCUUGUUUUCCUCUUAUCUGCCAAUAUUUUGUUGGGCUUUUGUAGUAAGAACUCUGCAUAAUAUCUAGAAACAUAAGUGCUGACAACAGGUACUAGGUGUGCGCUCGGAAUGUUAGCCUGCUUGUAGUAUGCAGCUCUCUAUGAAGCGUGAGCAGGAAACUCAAAGCAUAAUGUGAUUCUUUUGUGUGUGUUAAUUGCAGUAUAUCAUUAGUGCAGUGGGGAGGAGUGUCUGGAGCUAUCUGUUAAAAGCACAGCUGACAUAUGUACUAGAUCAGUCCCCAAAGACUGGUAGUUGUGUAAAUUGGGUUCAAUUUUUGAACCGCUCAGAAUACCUCAUAUGUAAAUAGAGUUGUCAUGACUUAAUCAAAAUGUGUUUGUUGUAAAAAGUAAAGGAGCCACUGGCUGGCUCAGCUUUAGGCUUGUUGUUCUUGCCUCAUUUUGUAAUUUUUUUAAAGUAGGGUUUACAGCUAGAAUUUUGAAUGCCAAAGUUCUAUUUAUUAAAUAAUAAUAAAAGUUUUCAUUGUUAAUGACUGGUAUUUUUUCACUGGAAUUUGUUUGUUGAUGUUUGGGAUUUGUAUCC